AUGUUCGCCCAGUACUCUCCUCUCUUCACCUCUGGCCUCCUCUCCGAGAGCAACUCCCCCUCGUCCUCCAGGCGCCCAUCCCUCGACCACUCCCGCCCCAACCAACCCCGCGGCAGCCUCCCAGUCGACGUCAACCGCGACAGCUUCUACGAGCCUUUCGCGUCCGAGGAUGACGGUAUCCUUUUCACCCUCGCUCCCCGCCGCCGCCGCUCCGAGCUCGGAAACUCUUUCCUCUCCUUGGAUCUCGCCGAGAGCAGGACGAUGCGCUCCAUGAGCCUCCGCAGGAAGGACACCAUGACGUCCCGUGCGACCACCCUCGGUGGUUCUGCUCCGGCUUCACCAGAGGCAGGGCCCUCUUGCCCGCUUCCACCAACCGUCGGCUACGCGUCCUUCUCCACUCUGGGCCGCCGGCCUUCCCCGAAGCCUCUGGUCCGCCACUCGUCGCGCGAGGCCCUUCCCAAGGUCAAGCCCCUUCCCGCGUUCCAGCUUCCCGAGCUUCCCAAGACCCGCGCCGACCUCGCCGUCACCAUCCCGUCCGCGUUCAGCGCCGAUCUCCCAUCCCUCCAUCGUUCCUCCCAUUCCGAAUCUUCUGUCCUCUCGCCGAUCUCCCCUCUGAUCUCGCCCAUCGAACGCUCCUAUUUCUCCUUCUCGCCACCCACCUCCCCUCCCGCCGAGCGCACGUCCUUUGAUUGGCCCCAGCCCCCGCGUUCGGCGCCGCCCUCGAUGCCCCUCCGCUCCCGUCCGUCCGUCCGCUCCACUGUCUCGUUCAAGACGCGCCAAGUCAACCGCUCGGCCGCGCUCGCGGCGUUGGAGGGGCGCGUCGCUCGCAAGACCCGGACAAGGACGCGUCCGAGCAACUUCAUGAGCAUGAGCGACGACGAGGACGACAUGGAUCUCGAGGUCUGCGAAGCCCUCGGCUUCCCCUCCAAGCCCGCCCCCGCGCCGCACGUUCGCGCGACGACGCUGCUCGAGAUCCUGCAAGAGGACGAAGACGUGGUGAUGCCCUCGACUCCUUCCCACAAGCGCCUCGCUUCGACACCGAGCUCAGGGAAGAGUCGCAGUCGGCGGGGGACGAUCGAGAACCUCCUCUUGCCUCUGACGAACUUCAUCGACUUCCGCGACGAGGACGGGGCGACGCGAGGCUGGCGCAGUUUCGUCGAGAUCUCAUGA
Epithele typhae is the source of this 1170-nucleotide messenger RNA. RefSeq lists its product as uncharacterized. The record is from RefSeq and is a predicted model, not a curated record. Bases 1 to 1170 code for a protein of 389 amino acids. The transcript has 2 exons. NCBI's taxonomy places the organism in Eukaryota, Fungi, Basidiomycota, Agaricomycetes, Polyporales, Epitheliaceae.